This is a messenger RNA of Pygocentrus nattereri (red-bellied piranha), 4360 nucleotides long. It is a transcript of the gene irs4a, whose product is annotated as insulin receptor substrate 4a. Gene Ontology annotation, biological process: insulin receptor signaling pathway. Gene Ontology annotation, cellular component: cytosol; plasma membrane. Lineage: Eukaryota; Metazoa; Chordata; Actinopteri; Characiformes; Serrasalmidae. The record is from RefSeq and is a predicted model, not a curated record. The coding region runs from base 302 to 3553 and encodes 1083 amino acids. The transcript has 2 exons. Gene Ontology annotation, molecular function: insulin receptor binding; phosphatidylinositol 3-kinase binding.
CGCGCUGACGUCCGCGUCACGUGAUGUUUUCGCUGGGUUGUAGUGAUGUGUAGCCACCAUGAGUGAAGGGGAGAAAUAAAGAUUGAUAAUGGCAGCCAGCGAUUACGGCCUGUCUGCUACCAUGCAACGUUCUCGUCGUGGGUUUCGUGCCGCAGACGCGCCGCGGCGACCCCUCAGACGGCGGUGAGGAUUUUACUCGAAGGCGUGAAAUCUUAUCUGGAGCUCCGAGGCUGCAAAACCAAAAAAAAUGGGCCGUGCAUCGGUGUAGCCGAGGUAAAGUGACCUUUAAUCGCAUUGUCCCAUGGAAGAUUUUCCAGAUUUCCAAAAGAACGGCGUUAUGUUGUCGCUGGAGGUGCAGCCGCGUCGUGUUGUCACGAAAACGGCGGCGGCGGCCACGACUAACGGCGACACCUCUACCGGGGAGCCUCCAUCCUCCUCCACCUCCUCCUCCUCCUCCUCCUUCUCAGUCAACAGCAGCGGCUCCCGCUUGCCCGUACACUUGACGGCCUCUUCUCACCAAGGUCCGCCGCCGAGGAGGCACCAUCCGCCUUACCAUUUCAGAGUCCAUCAUCUUUUCCCCGACGACAACACUCAGGAGCCUCUGGCGAGGAAAAACCUGCCCGCGCUUCAGUAUAAGGUCCAUGACUCUGCCUUUUGCCGUGUGCUUAGCGCUGACACGACCGCUGCUGCUCUCGCCGCCGCCGCCGUUUGCUCGGGCGGCGUGGACAGAGACAUCUGGAAAUGUGGCUAUCUCCGCAAGCAGAAGCACGGCCACAAGAGGUUUUUCGUCUUGAGAGGCCCCAGCAACCUUGGGCCCAGCCGUCUGGAGUAUUACGACAGUGAGAAGAAAUUCAGAAACACACUCAAAGCUGCUGCCUCAACUGCCAGUGUUGCAUGCCCUCCUAAGAGGGUUAUUUACCUAUCACAGUGUUUUACAGUCAACAAGAGGGCUGACGCGAAGAACAAAUACCUCAUUGCUCUUUAUACUAAAGACGAGUACUUUGCUAUGGUGGCUGACAACGAGCAGGAGCAGGAGGAUUGGUACUUGGCCCUGACUGAGCUGAUGACAGAGGGCAAAAAGGGGCAGUUGGACACUGACGAGCUGGACGACGGCUAUGGGACGAUUUCACCUGGAACCAUUUUCAAGGAGGUGUGGCAGGUGAACGUGAAACCCAAAGGUUUGGGGCAGACCAAGAAUUUAAUGGGGGUGUACCGUCUGUGCCUUUCCGCCAAGACAAUUCACCUGGUGAAAUUGAACUCGGAGACCCCUGCUGUGAACCUGCCAUUAAUGAACAUUCGCCGCUGCGGCCAUUCGGAGAGCUUUUUCUUCAUUGAGGUGGGCCGCUCAUCUUCCAUCGGGCCGGGUGAGAUCUGGGUGCAGGUGGAGGACUCGGUGGUGGCUCAGAACAUGCACGAGACCAUUCUGGACACCAUGAAAGCAUUGAAGGCCUUCCCUGACUUCAGACCACGAAGCAAAAGCCAGUCGUCCGGGUCCAAUCCUGUCCCCUUCAUCACAACCCGCCGCCACCUCGGCAACCUACCGCCCAGCCAGACUGGGCUGCAGCGCCCCUCCAGAACAGAUUCUGUGACGGGAACUCCUCCCACAGGAAGCAGUAAAGGAGGAAGGGGUCAGCGCUACCGUACAUCCAGUGAAGGGGAAGGCACUUCGGACCGGCCCCUCAGCUCUGGCACAGGUAGCCUGGUGCACCUGAAUACACCCUGUCUGAACAUAGGCCGGGAAGAGAGCGGUGGCUGCUGCGCUCAUGCCUCGCCUGGCUCUGCCCAUCAUACCCGCUCUGCCUCCCUCCCAGUCUCUCACUUCCUGUCUGCCACCAGUCCCAUCAGCGUUUCCAGCAGCAGUGGCCACGGUUCGGCCUCGGACACGCAUACGCGGCCCUCAAGCUCCUCCAUCUGUGGCUCCCCAAGCGACGGUGGCUUUAACUCCUCUGAUGAGUUCUGCCCCAGCCCUUGUGACUUUAGGUAUUUUCGUGCAAGCAGCAGCACCCCUGAGUCUCACGGCAACACUCCGCCCAUUAGGGAGGAGUACCGACUGGUGGACUACAUGGCCAUGGAUUGGCACAAGGACACGCAGGGUGGGGCCAGGACUUUUGAGGAGGAGAGCAGUUACAUGGAAAGGACUUUCCUCAAGCUCACACAUUCCUCCAAGCCAAAGCUUGGCAAUGGUUUAGGUGUUAUGCACCAGAAAGCUACGCAGACCUCAUCUUCAUUAGAUGAAUCGAGCCCUGUGGAGUCAAAACGGCACCCAGUGUGCUCGUGCCUCCUUAAAGCAGGCUAUAAGUCUUACUCUGAGUUACAUCACCCAACCAGGCCUCCCUCGCUCAACUCUGACGGUCAAAAGAAACUGCCUAAAGAUGAUGGCUACAUGCCCAUGGUGUACAACAUUGUCCCCUCUCCUAAUGCAGAUUACACCCCUAUGCAACCCCGAGCAAACCAUCCAGCCACUCUGGAUAUUUAUCCCUGCUCUUCGCAACAGGUGGACAGGCAUGGCUAUAUGAUGAUGCUGCCUGCAGACAGCCCUUCACCAGGAAUAACCAGCCCCUCUAGCAGAAACCAGGCGGAGUAUGAUGAUUACAUGGAUAUGACCCAAAUCGCCUCAGCUGAAGGCUACACCCCAGCCUCCCCCGAAGGGCCCAAAUCUCACGGUUCUUACUUCUCCCUUCCACGCUCCUACAAAACUCCGUCUCGAGAGAAUCGUCAACACACAGAAUACAUUCCCAUGUCCCCGGCCGAACCGCCUAGCCCGCCCAGUCCAGGAGAGUACAUUCACAUGGAUUUCAGUGACCGGCCUCCUCAUGCUGCCUCCUCCCCAUCAGCUAUGGACUCCCCCUCCACACCAAGCUCCCAGCCCUGCUAUCAGCUCUGCUGCUCCUCACCGGACCACGACUACUUAGGCCUGAACAUGGACAGUCUCUUGAAGGACCGCCCUCCUCGCCACUCGCUUGUAGCUCCAUGGAACCCCCCAAACUACGCACGCCCCUUAGGGUGCGCUUACGGCCGCACUCAAGCCGAUUAUGACCCCGUGAAGGUCCACGCUAGAUGUGCGGAAGCUGGAAGUCCCUCCAGAAUGAUCCAGCACCUCUGUGUGACAGAAAGGCCUCCUAGUCCUCAGAUGGAGCCCAAGGUCAUCAGGGCAGAUCCGCAGGGCCGGAGGAGACACAGCUCAGAGACCUUCAUCCCUUCGCCUGGUGGCACCGCCAGUGGCUGCAGCAUCAGAGCCCCUGCCAACCUCAGUCUCGCAGAAGGCAGCAGGUGGCAGAAUUCUGCCUCGUUUGAUAGUGUGUGGUCUCACACGGAAGAUCAAGGAUCUCCUGACUCUGUUGCCCUUUCUCCAAACUGUGCUACUGGAGGAACGCGCCGGAACGCUUCAUCCAGCUACCUCAACUACAUUGCUCUGGACCUGAGGGAAGUCCCCAGGAUCACCCGCGAUGCUCCCCCUCCACACCCAGCUCAUGGGACCCUCCAAGAAAGUGAGGCCUAUGCUGGUAUAGACUUCUCCAUGUCAGGAGGACACACCACUGCCUCAAAAGAGUGAGCAAGUCAUAUGCUGGGAGGAAAUCAGGACAUUGGGAAUCCAAUGAACUCUGGAAUGCAGAAGAGGAAGCUGCCUCCUCCUCCUCCUCAUCAGACCUCCAACAACAAAGACUGAAACUGCACAACCUCUUUUGCUCUGUAUCUCCUACAUAACUGCCUCAAACCGGUUCCAUUUUUUUUUGUGUUAAAAAAAAUCGGUUACUUUGUUUUUUGACAACAGUUAUUGUUUACUUGAGUGUCUGCACUGAAUAUAAGUCAAAAUCAGAACUGUGAACUCCAACCAGACAUAUAGCACUUAUUAGUUUCCCUUUAUGGUACUCUGUCGUUCUUAUUUACAGUCGUCAUUUUGUUCCUUAACGAAAUCUGCUAGAACUUUGUAAAUAGGAGGAGCUUGUAUAUCAAAUAACAUUUUGUAAAAUGUGCCAACUACUUAGUAGUCCCCUCCACACACACACGUACACUCACGCACAUAUAUAAUAUAUAUAUCUUGUUUAUUUAUAUUGAUUUGUAUUUAUAUGAAGGGUGUAUUUUUUCAGGGAGCAUUUAGUUGCUUGCAGAUCCUGCACAUAAAUUGUAAAGGGGUUUUAAGUUGGCCGCACAGACCACCUCUGUGAACACUGAACAUGUAAUUUUUACUGUACAGCUUGUAUGAUACUGACAGUUGGGGGUUUUCAUUUCCGCUAAGGGCCUGGAUACAUGAACCGGUGAGACAGUUCGGAAGGCCCAGUGAGGUCGCACAAGGAAGAAGGCUCAUGUUCAGCAUGUUGCUCAAAUUCCCAAUAUUUAAUAAAACAUGCUAGUAAUGAAA